CCAUCAGAGUUGAGAGGUCUUGCCGAAUUGUACGUACGAGAACUAAAAUGUUAUCUAGAUAUCAGACAACAUUGAAGCAAAACUUUAUCAGCAAAGAAUCAGCAGGGAUAUAUUUUUAGCCAUAGAAAAUGUAUAAACUAUUGGAAAAACAAUUUUGAGAAUGGAUGUCGAGAGGAUUGUCGUUGUUACCGGCGUUGGUUUUGCACUCGUUGUAGGUGCUUUUGUUCUAUGGGGACCAAGCCCUGAACCCAGGAGAAAAGGUCAAGUUAUCGGAGUAACAAAUUUGGAGUAUACGUGCUUUUUAAAUUCUCUAUUACAAGCAUUAGCAGCUUGUCCAACAUUCACAGUAUGGCUUCAGAAACAUAGCGAGAAAGGAAAAAAAUGCUUUUUCACGACUAGUCUUAUAUCAGUAUUAGAUCAGAUUAAUGGUUAUUCAGAAGAUAUGUUCGGAGACGUCUCCCCAGUAGAAGUUAUAAUGUCUCUCGGUCCACUGUGGACUUUUGCUUCAGGGCAUCAAGAUGCACAUGAACUGUUCCACGUGGUUCUUAGUGCGCUUCAGACCGAAUCUCAACCAACAAACAGAAAAGGAUGUCUAUCUGAUGCUUUGCCAAACAUUACACCAGUGAGAACUGAUAUGAAGGGCUCGGGAGAUCCUUUAGGAUUAAGAAGCGUGUCUUGCAACGAUAUUACAACCGCUCUAAAAGAUGUUCGGACGACCAAUGGAAUGGAUAAAAAUUGCAUUGGUUAUAUAGCAGCGUCGACCAAAACAAUCGGUAAUGUUUCUAACGUUCCUCUGCCUGUCAAACCUGGAAUGAUCCUCGCCAGAUCUUCAGAAAUAAUAUCAGGUUUUAGUGGCAACAAAAUUCUAGAAAAUGGAUCAUUCAGACCCUGGAACUCGCUUUGCGCCAUUUCGCUUCCUACCAUUUCAGAGUAUUCAAUGGAAUUGCACCCUUUUUCUGGAUUACUAACUAGUCAGUUGCAGUGUACAGAAUGCAAAUGGAAGUCUGCUGUGCGCUACGAUAAAUUUGAUAGCGUUUCUUUGCCACUGCCACCUGCAGGAGGCGAUUUAACAUGGCGAAGGCACACACUUUACGAGUUGCUGGCUCGCCUUGUCUCCAGCGAAGUUAUACAAGACGUGCAAUGUGACGGUUGUGGAUCUCGGUGUACGGCUUUCAAAACACUGACCCUAGGAAAAUUACCAAAGAGCUUAUGUUUACACAUACCAAGAACAACUUGGAGUCAUUCAGGCAUGCCAGUCAAGAGGGAUGAUCCCGUAUUGUUUCCUGAAACCCUUUUUUUGGACUCUUUUACCUUCACAGAAACCAAAAAGCGUAGUAUUCAGGGAGAGUUGCAGACAAUGGCUUAUUUAAACUGUCAUACACCGAGUCAUGGAAGGCUGCGAUAUCGACUCCGAGCGGUAGUGGAACAUCGUGGUCAAGUAGAUGCCGGUCAUUUCGUCUGCUACAGACGCGGAAAUCGACUAGGCCAAUGGUUAUACACUUCAGAUUCAAUCGUAGAAAAAGUUACUAUAACCGACGUACUCUCCGCUAGUCCUUACCUUAUUUUUUAUGAAAGAAUGGACGAUUUUCCGGAGUAGCCUGCGGAAGCGGUAUUUGAUUGGUAAAACCAAACAUUUGUUGGCUGCCGCGACUUCGACUCUCAAGAUUCGAUAAAAAUUCCGAAUGAGCCACUCGAUAUCAAGUAGCCGAGCUAUUUUUAAUUGCUAGCUAAUCGUUUUCAGAUGAUUCAAUGCCGUUUAAAUAAGAAACUUACCGUGGUUUAGUCAUCUGAAAAUGAAACACUUACUGCAGUAUUAGUAACUUAAGGAUAAAAUAAAUCUAAAAAAUAACUCAUAGAUC
This is a messenger RNA of Belonocnema kinseyi, 1859 nucleotides long. RefSeq names its product ubiquitin carboxyl-terminal hydrolase 30 homolog (gene Usp30). Gene Ontology annotation, cellular component: nucleus; cytosol. The transcript is spliced from 7 exons. Gene Ontology annotation, molecular function: cysteine-type endopeptidase activity; cysteine-type deubiquitinase activity. The record is from RefSeq and is a predicted model, not a curated record. NCBI's taxonomy places the organism in Eukaryota, Metazoa, Arthropoda, Insecta, Hymenoptera, Cynipidae. Gene Ontology annotation, biological process: protein deubiquitination. Bases 161 to 1597 code for a protein of 478 amino acids.